Messenger RNA from Cuscuta epithymum, 1564 nucleotides. NCBI's taxonomy places the organism in Eukaryota, Viridiplantae, Streptophyta, Magnoliopsida, Solanales, Convolvulaceae. The record is from the annotation of a GenBank genome assembly.
ACCAGCUGUAUCCUCUUUAGUCCUUUCACAUUAAUCACCCUCACCAGCUCACCGUCUCUUUCAAAUCUCACCAUUUUCCGGCGUCUCCUACCGGUGUUUUGGACGAUUAGAUGUCGUCGUAUUGGUGCUACCGGUGCGCAAGGUUCGUGAGGGUCUUUUCUGAAAACCACGUCGUGUGUCCUCACUGCGACAGUGGAUUCGUCGAAGCGGUGGACUCCGCGCCCGCCUCGCCGGAAUCCCUCCCGCGAUUUCCGUCGUGGGGCGAUAGAUCCGAGGAAAAUCAAACAGCAAGCGUCGUUCACCGACGGAGCCGGCGGAACCGUGGAGACAGAUCUCCGUUUAAUCCUGUCAUAGUUCUUCGUAGUCCGUCUGAAUCUGGCCGAGAAGAUGGUCGAGAUGGAGGUGAACGGAGCUACGAGCUUUACUACGACGACGGUGAAGGGUCAGGUCUCCGGCCUCUGCCGCCGACGAUGUCGGACUUCUUAAUGGGCUCCGGAUUUGACCGGUUGCUUGACCAGCUUGCGCAGAUCGAGGUAAACGGUAUCUGGAGACCGGAGAAUCCCCCGGCGUCAAAGUCAGCAAUUGAAUCGAUGCCAAUCGUCCAGAUCUCCUCCACCCACAUAAACUCAGAUUCUCACUGCGCCGUUUGCAAAGAAGCCUUUGUUCUCGGUUCAGAAGCUCGCGAAAUGCCCUGUAAGCACAUUUACCAUCCAGACUGCAUUCUGCCAUGGCUGUCUCUUCGGAACUCCUGCCCCGUCUGCCGCCACGAGUUACCCACCGAGACCGGGAACCCGACUUCCGAGCAAGUCAACCACUCACGAAACGCAGAAGAAGCAAUAGGAUUAACAAUCUGGAGAUUGCCAGGAGGAGGUUUUGCAGUGGGAAGAUUUUCCGGCGGGAGAAGAGGAGCCGAGAGAGAGCUUCCUGUAGUAUACACCGAAAUGGACGGUGGAUUUAACAAUGGUGUACCUAGAAGAGUAGCGUGGAGAUCGAGAAGAACCAGACGAAGAGAUAACAAUCACAGUCAUCAUGGAAUUGCUCGAUUUUUUUCUAAUUUGGCAUCCAUGUUUCGGAGAUCCAGAUCAUCUUCUCAGUCAACAAUUUCUAUAAACCCAACGAGUCCGGAGUCAUCCAUAUCAGAAUCAUCCAUUUCUCGAAGCCGUAGCGUUUCUUCUUCAUCAGUCUUUAGUAGAUACUUGAUGAGGAGGAACAGUAGAAGUAUGGUUCAGGAAGGGCAACGUGGGAUUUUCAGAUGGUAAUACCAUUUUUGUGGCACUAAAGAAAUGGGUGCAUGAUGAUUAACUGUAGAUAGACAAUGCAAUGCUCUGGAUUCUUGAUUUGAAAUCCCUAGAUAAUAAAAGAAUGAUUUUUUGAAUUAUUUGAUGCAAUUAAAUCAAUCUUUGAAGCUGAUCCUUCUUUAGAAAACUUAAAGAAGCUCAGCUCAGCAUAGUCCUUUUUAUGCCAUUGAUCUGAAUGGAGUUGUUGAUUUCUUGUUAUGUAAUUCUUUUUCCAAACUGACUUAGUAAUUUUCAGUUGUUUAUAUAUGGACCCUGUGCUUUGAAAA